AUUAGGAAACAAAAAAAAAACGGCUCGUUUCGGUGGAGCCGGUUGCUCGCUGGCGUUCGCUAAACAAAACCCACCGUGUCACCUCGCGGUUUUCAACGUAACUAGCAGUGCUGCCCUGGCGACACGUUAAAUACCCGCAGUCCAGGUGUAACGUGCUGAUAUUUCUCUGGCAGUGACGUUUUAUUCGUUACCGGAAGUAGAAGCAGCCGAGCACCUGUAGGUGAGCUGAGAGCUAACGUUGGUUUUCGCAGCAUCCUCGACGCUACACCUCGUCAUUUAAACACAACACCGGAUGCCCGGGCGGCCCUGACUGGUGGCCCCAACAUGAGUGUGACGUCAUGGUUUCUGGUCAGCAGCUCUGGCACACGCCACCGGUUGCCACGGGAGAUGAUCUUUGUUGGCAGGGAUGACUGCGAGCUGAUGCUGCAGUCUCGCAGCGUGGACAAGCAGCACGCGGUGAUCAACUAUGACCAACACGCGGACGAGCACAUGGUGAAGGACUUGGGCAGCUUGAACGGGACGUUUGUGAACGACCUAAGAAUCCCCGACCAGACGUACAUCACCCUCAAGCUGUCCGACGUCAUUCGCUUCGGCUAUGAUGCUCAUGUAUAUAUCCUGGAGAGAAGUCAACACAAGGUCCCAGAGGAAGCUCUGAAACAUGAGAAGUACACCAGCCAGUUGCAGCUCAGUAUUAAAGCCCUGCAGGCGAAGGUGAAGGAAAAGCAGCAGCUCCACAGCUCAGAGAAGAGCAAAAACGGCCCCGUUGCCAAACUGCUGGAGAGGGCCGAGCGAAAAGCCCAGUCGCUCACAGCUGCCACCGAUCCCCCGAUAUCCAAGCCCACUCCUCUCUACGGCCAACCGUCCUGGUGGGGCGAGGACGAGGACGCAGCCAAGAAAAAGAAGAACCGAGGUGGGAAAUCGCCAGAAAAGGAGUCUCCAGAGCCCGCUAAAGACGUGUCCAGGUAUGAAGUCAACGGCUCUCUGUCCAUCAACGGCUCUCUGUCCGACAAUCAGGUCAAGUCCCUGUUCUCCUACCGCCGGGAGCCCAGCUACUUCGAGAUCCCGACGAAGGAAUCCCAGCUGCGCCUCGCCAAGAAACCCGAGUCCCAGCUGCACGAGGUCCCCACAAAGGACACCGCGCACCCCGCCGAGGUCGCGUCUUCCACGCCUCCGGCCGUCCAAAGCCACGCCUCCUUCACCAUCGAAUUUGAUGAAUGCACGCCAGGCAAAAUGAAGAUCAAGGACCACGUGACCAAGUUUUCGUUCCGCCAGCAGCAGCAGCAGCAGAAGCCACCGUCCACAGAGCCCGUCGCCACACCCACGGAGGUGAUGUCAGCAGAGAGCAAAGUUGCUGAUUGGCUGGUCCAGAGUAACGCUAGCAUGAUCAGGAAGCGGACGCAGGCUGAAGACGCGUACAGCACCAACAGCGACUCCUCACUCCUGAACGUCCCCAAGACAAACCAACACGAAGACGGCACUCGCAGCGAUUCAGAGGAUCCUGCGAUCAACGGGAGGGGGUUCCUCCGAUCGGAACCUCGGGUUGGGUACCAGGUGACGCCACAGCCCCUGAGAGCCUCCCCACCGCGCCGCUCGGAGGAGCCGUCGUCCUACUCGCCGCCGGAAUCGCAGUCCCCGCCCGGCCUAGUGAAGGCCGAGCCCCACCAGGCCUUCGUUAUUGAAUUCUUUGACGAUGACCUACGAAAGAAGCGCUCCCAGUCUUUCACUGGCAACACAUCUCCACCCGAGCCUUCGGCCCCGAGGGUCCAGCCGGAGAAAGCCAAGAAGGGCUCAAGCGGGGAGAGACACGUCCCGUCUGCAGCCUCCGGCAUUCCACCAACCCAGCAGUACACGGUCCCCCUGAAGGGCCCCGCCCCCUCGGGCUUCCAGAGAGCUGGCUCUCUACGAAGGGAGAAGACAGAGGACCGGAUCAGCACCGGCUUUUCCUCCCGCUCUUCCUCAUCCGUAUCCGUGAGACCCUUUAGCAGCGUGGGCCGGAGGUCCAAACUCGCCCAGGAGUUCACUGCUGAAUUUCUCAAACAGACCAAGCAGUCGUCCUCUGCCAGCAGCGGGAAAAAGGCAUCGAGCCCCCCGCCGUCUAACGCGUCCCACCAGCCGCAGACCUCCUCUCCCAUCCACCACCACGUCCCCCUCAGGGUCCCCUUGAUGCCCGUGCCGUCUCAGGCCGAGGAGGUCCAGAGCCCCCAUGUCGGGGCCAAGAACGAAGAGGAGGACAGUCUGAGUGACGCGGGGACCUACACCAUUGAAGCCGACGUUCAAGAUAAAGAGCUAGAAGAGGCGCGCAGCAACAUUGACCAGGUGUUUGGUGUUUUUGAGAGCCCCGAGCGAACCAGCCCGAGUGAAGCAGAGACACCCCCAGCACUUAGGCCCGUUAAUGUAGAGAGCAGGGAGCAGCAUAGGCAGAGUAGCGCUGGGGAGCUGAGGCCAGCUCCAGAACAGGGACAGAGUCUGGUAAAGGUUCCUCCAGCCGGCGCCGUGUUACAGGAGGCUCCCAAGUGGAUGUCUUGCUGGGCCAGCUUGGCAGACAGCUAUGCAGAUUCCGGCCCUUCGUCCGGCCUCUUUGACGUUUCUUCGCACAUGGAGCCGUCAGAAGGGGAGCGAGGCACAAACACCCGCCAGGCCACGCUCAGCCGACACCACGACAGCGCGGACUCUGACGGUGCAAAAGCUCGGCGCGUCCUGCCGCAAGUACCGCUGAGCGAGACGAGCGACGUCGCAACUCCCAGCAUUCACGUCCAUUGCGACCCGAAUGUAACGUUUGACGUGGGAGGCGUAAGCACGGUAGCCUGCGGGUCUCCGGAUAGCCUCCACAGGUUGUCGGUGCAUGACGACGUGGAGCCGGACAGCCUGAGUGACGCCAGCAGGUCGGACGACGGUUCCAUCGUAGAGCAAAAGAGGCGGCCGCUGUCAGGCAGAGAAGGAAGGAAAAAUGAGGACCGACUCCCGACCAAGUCAACGUCGUUCUACAUCGGGUCAGCGGAGGCUGAGCCACAACCAGACUCUGGGGGGUCAAUCCUCGGCACUCCUAAGACUGAAACAAAACAAGCGACCAAAAUCUUCUCGACCUCCACUUUGACCAAACCCGGAAAGGUCAAGCCCAGUGUGUCCGCUCCGGUCCUGAGCCCGGAGUCCAAAGACGGCGCUUCAUCCGUAUUAAUCAGACAGGAGAGCUUCACCAAGGUGCGGCCGAGCAAUGCCAGACUGCCCAACAUCUCCACCCUGCAGGUGCAGAGCGGCCUGGACCCCGAAGCCUUCCAGGGAGCUCAGGACACUCACUCUUACCUCAAAGAGACGGAGGAUGUUCUGGCGGCUCUGGAGGCCAAACUCCAAGCAGGCCAAUCGGGAACGACGCCGUCUUCAACAAUGGACUCUCUUUCUGCGGAGUCCGACGUCGACACCUCCAGCACGGUCAGCCAGCACAGCAAUAAGACCAGGCCAAACGCGCUGCCUAAAAACCCCUCUGUCGGCAGCUUCCACGGGGACGGGUCCUCUGCCAGCGUAGCCAGUCAGGACUCGAGUCGCUCUCGAGGAGAAGACGCCAACAGUAAGACGCAGCCUGUCAGGAGACCGGUUGGACUGAGACGCAGCGCCGGGAGAUGCGGCUCCACGGACCUGAGCGACGACCCUCCGAGCUUACCGUACUCCGAUCAGGAAUCCAACGGCUACCAAUCCCGCAGGAAGCACGCGGCGCCCGUUCAGAAGGAGGACGCCAAGACCUCCAGAGCGUCGCAGGCCCUGAAUCGCGCCAGCAGCUUUUCGGCCCCGAGACCCACCAGGGCGUCCACGCUCCGCCGCGCUCGCCUGGGAGAAGCCUCGGACAACGAGGGCGCGGAGACGGAGAGGCUGUCCCAGGAGGCGGCGCAGCAACCCCAGGAGACCAAGAAGCUCUCCAGGCUGGAUAUGCUGGCGAUGCCUCGCAAGCGCACAAACUCAUUCAACACGCCCAGCGACACCGAGGCCUCCGCCGCCGGCGGCUCGGCCCGCAGGGGUUCCGUGUCGGGGUCGAGGCCCGGAGAAAGGCAGCCGAAAGCCCCGGUCAACAAGGCGCCGAUCACUCGGGGCCGUUCGAGCAGUGCCAAAUAUGCUGGAAGCACCUCAAGCCAAGGCUCCAGGAGACGACACAAAGGCUCUGACUAUACCUCCACCUCCGACGAGGAGUACGACUCAAACCAGAGCACCCCUAAACACAAACGCUCCCAACCCUCCUCAGCUUCCCACAGCCCGCGGAACCCUGCGCGGCCCCAGCCUGUCGUCGCCCUGCGGCCGAAACCUCGCAGCAGAGAUUCCGAGGAUGAGAACCACGAGGCCGACGCUCCGCACAGUUGGUCCAACCACAGCGUUGAGAUCGCACGGUUGAGCCAAGACCUGGCUAAAGACCUAGCUAUCUUGGCCAGGGAGAUCCAUGACGUUGCGGGUGAUGGUGAUCCACAGAACCCUGGAGCGGACGGCGGUGCGCCUGUCUGCACAGUGACCACUCAUGAACAGCUGGUUCCUCAUAUUCCCGAGGCUGGAUUAAAAUACCAGAGGGAACCUCCAAGACCUUCAAGGAAACCCGAAGAAAGUGACCAGGAGGCUCAGAGCGGAGAUCAGGUCCUUGUGGAUAAUCUGAUGCUGAAUUCAGUGUCACAGAUCACCGUGGCCAUCCGCGAAAACACGGCGCAACUCGCUGAUAAAAUGAAGGUGCUGUUCCAGGACCGGAUGGAUAUCUGGGAAGAAACUGAAGCAAAGGUUAACUCCGACAACGAUGUUCCUGUUAACAAUUCCUCUAACAAGGAAGUCACAUUAAUCUUGAAAGAACUCUGGAAAGUUCAACGACAACUCGAGGUCUUUAAUACAGUCAUGGGGCCCAGUGGGCCGUUCGACACUGCUAAGGCCUCAUCCGGAGUUCGGCCCUCCAGACCCCCCGCCUCCCGGGACUGGAGAACAAUCCACUCCGUCUCCAAGCGCGGCGGCGGCCCGAGGCCGAGUGAGGCUGUCCGGAGGGCGGCCGUGACCCCCGGCGAUCAGAGGGCGGGAUAUUUGGUCUGAGGUGUGACGCGGACACGCAGGUUCCACCGGGGAUGAAUAUCUGUGUAACACAGACACAGCUGUCGGACCAUUGUGCACGCCAUGAAACUGAGAAGGGGGGAAGUGAGAGUGUGUACAGAUCGGUAGUCUACCGCACAUCCAAACUCGCACUGAUGCACUAUGGACACGGUGGUGUCGCUGUAGGUACUGAGAGUGCGCUCGGCGGGACGCCGCCUGCACGUGAGCUGCAGGUUUACGGAUGUACCAAAAAAACACUCGCCUCAGAAAAGCCUGCGAACCGUACCCGGUUCCCUCCGUUUGCCAAUGAGACGAGCAGCAUUGGCUCAUUAUAUUUACUCGGUUUAUUUGAAAAGUAGCCCGGGAAUAAUCAUCUCAGGGAAAUCUUUUAAUUUAUACGGCGUCUGUUUAGUGAAAAAUAAGCAUUUUGUGGAAAUAUUGGUAUGUUGAUAUAUGUUUUUGGGUUUGAAAGACCUUAGUUUGUGUACAUGUAUCCUCAGUAAACCAAUUACUUUUUCUGUUGUCUUUCAAUGUUUUCUCCACUUUUCUCUUUGUGGACAUGGUUGAUUGCAGAAUGUAAAAUAUAUUUAUUGGGGGUCUUUUGUGAGACUCUGUAUCCGAGGCAACAUGACUUUGGGAGGGUUAGUAGACGCUAGUGCCAGACCAAUUAAUGCAGCGUUACACAGUUGCUAUCAACCCAUUUAAAGCGUAUUUAUUCUGCGAACAUUUGCCAUUGUGUCGCCUCUGUAUUUUGUCCAGCUGGAGAUGAAAACCCUUCUGGAAUGUGCGAUCCGGCUGUUUGUGGGGACUCAGUUUAGUCACCUGGCAACCACAAACCCAAGCGGCUAUAAAGCAAGCGUUCUCCGGCAUUCCUGACUCCUCUACCUUCUGAAAAGUGGGUUCUUAUGUGUCAAAGCCAGUCAGAGGAGGAGGGGGCUUGAAACUAUUUGGCCAAAGACCGCCGUGAAGCAACUGGCCGGAAUGAGUCGCCGUGCGCUCUGGAGCUCUGUGGUCAGAUUGACGGUUCCUCUCUAAGUCACGCGGUCACUGCGACGGGUCCUUGCGUGAAGCAAUGCGACUCUGGCGAUGACGUAGACCCGCUCGACCUUGUGAGGCUGUAAAUCUUGAGGAUGGUUUUGACAUUGUGAAUACCUCAAGGUGUCUGCUACGUGCAAAUCAGCUCUCCGUCUUGUCUUCUGCACUUAUGUAGUACAGCGUCGCCCCCUCGACGUGACAGGCCGCAAACUGAAAGUUGGUCCUUUUCUGCAAAAGAUUGUGAACAUUUGAUGUUGAGCUCGCAGCAGGAAAGAACAAAGCGGCAGCGGGUCGCUGUUUCCCCCUUUUCCAGAUUGUACAUUGAUUGUAAUUGUGACGUACCUGUAAGUGCCACAGAGCCGUGUGGGACGGUGGCUGUUUACAAACUCUUGCUGAAUCGAAUGUGUGUCCUAUUGACAUCUCUUUCCCAAGAUGUUGCUGCUAUUCUUCUCCUGUGGGUUCGUGUUAUUAUAGUCAGCAGUCAAAGCUACCGCAGGUUUGAGAGCUGAAAUGUAAUUCUAGUUUGUCAAAUCUGUGUCUUUUUGUUUGUUUUUUGUUUGCCCUCCGUUUUACUGUUCAGAUCUGAUUGUAACCUCGCUGUCCUGUUAGCUGGUAUUUGUUUUGUUUGUUGUAAUUUGAUAGACGAUGAUUGCUGAUUUAUUUUUUUUUCGAAUAAAUUUCAUUAGUAAAGAUAUA
This is a messenger RNA of Gasterosteus aculeatus aculeatus (three-spined stickleback), 6774 nucleotides long. It is a transcript of the gene cep170ba, whose product is annotated as centrosomal protein 170Ba. Lineage: Eukaryota; Metazoa; Chordata; Actinopteri; Perciformes; Gasterosteidae. The record is from RefSeq and is a predicted model, not a curated record. Gene Ontology annotation, molecular function: protein binding.